GCUCUCCCGCUCUCCCGCUCUCCCGCUCUCCCGCUCUCCUGCGCUCCCGCCCCCCGCCGCCGCCGCCGCGUGGAUGCCAAGUACCAGUUUUCCAGUCCCUUUCCAAGUUUCCACUCGGGCCUCCGGCUGCAGUCUGCGGGAGCGGAGAAAGUUUGGGGCCCGCGCCGCCCUCCGGCGGCAGCAUGAAGUCGGCGGAGGAAGCAUGACGGGGCUGGAGCAGGACCAGGAGUUCGACUUCGACUUCCUUUUCGAGUUUAACCAGAGCGACGAGGGCACCGCCGCUGCCCCAGAGCACUACAGUUAUGCACCGUCGAGCAUCAGCUCUGUUCUGCCUCCUGGCCCGGCUCACCCAUCACUGCCAGCUCCGUGCCACGACCUGCAGACCUCGGGCCCGGGCAUGCCAGCUCCUGCGGCCAGCCAGCCCCCGGGCUAUGGUGGGGCUGUGGACACCGGGCCCUCCAGCUACUUCCUGUCCUCCGGCCACAUCCGGCCCAAUGGGGCCCCUGCCCUGGAGAGUCCUCGCAUCGAGAUCACCUCGUACCUGGGCAUGCACCACAGUAACAGCCAGUUCUUCCACGACGUGGAGGUGGAAGACGUCCUUCCCAGCUCCAAGCGGCCCUCCUCCACAGCCACCCUGAACCUGCCCAACCUGGAGGCCUACCGGGACCCCUCGUGCCUCAGCCCGGCCAGCAGCCUGUCCUCACGCAGCUGCAACUCAGAGGCCUCAUCCUAUGAGUCUAACUUCUCCUACCCCUACGCGUCCCCACAGACGUCCCCAUGGCAGUCGCCCUGUGUGUCCCCCAAGACCACGGACCCUGAGGAGGCUUUCCCCCGGGGCCUGGGGGCCUGCGGCCUGCUCAGCUCCCCCAGACACUCGCCCUCCACCUCGCCCCGCACCAGCAUCACGGAGGAGAGCUGGUUGGGGGCCCGCACGUCCCGGCCCUCGUCCCCCUGCAACAAGAGGAAGUACGGCCUCAACGGCCGGCAGCUGUCCUGCUCCCCACACCACUCACCCACGCCGUCCCCGCACAGCUCACCACGGGUCAGCAUCACUGAUGACACCUGGCUGGGCAACAGCACGCAGUACACCAGCUCGGCCAUCGUGGCUGCCAUCAACGCCCUCACCACCGACAACAGCCUGGAGCUGGACGGCGUCCCUGUGAAGGCACGCAAGACCGCCCCAGACCACUGCCCCUCCGUGGCCCUCAAAGUGGAGCCAGCUGGUGAGGAUCUGGGGACCACGCCGCCCACAGCCGAGUUCCUGCCCGAAGAGUUCACAUCUUUCCAACAUAUCCGCAAGGGUGCCUUCUGUGACCAGUACCUGUCGGUGCCGCAGCACCCAUACCAGUGGGCCAGGCCCAGGUCCCCAACGUCAUUUGCCAGCCCGUCUCUCCCUGCCCUGGACUGGCAGCUGCCGUCGCGCUCGGGACCCUACGAGCUGAGGAUUGAAGUGCAGCCCAAGCCCCACCACAGAGCCCACUAUGAGACGGAGGGCAGCCGGGGGGCCGUGAAGGCAUCGGCUGGAGGACACCCCAGCGUGCAGCUUCACGGCUACUUGGAGAAUGAACCGCUCACACUACAGCUGUUCAUCGGGACGGCCGACGACCGCCUGCUGAGACCCCACGCCUUCUACCAGGUGCACCGGAUCACAGGCAAGACUGUCUCCACUACCAGUCAUGAAGCCAUCCUCUCCAACACCAAAGUCCUGGAAAUCCCACUGCUGCCUGAGAACAACAUGCGAGCCAUCGUGGACUGUGCCGGGAUUCUGAAGCUCCGAAACUCUGACAUCGAGCUGCGGAAAGGGGAGACAGACAUUGGGAGGAAGAACACCAGGGUGAGGCUGGUCUUCCGAGUCCACAUCCCGCAGCCCAACGGCCGGACGCUGUCCCUGCAGGUGGCUUCCAACCCCAUUGAGUGCUCCCAGCGGUCGGCCCAGGAGCUGCCCCUCGUGGAGAAGCAGAGCGCGGCCAGCUGCCCCGUCCUUGGCGGGAAGAAGAUGGUCCUAUCUGGACACAACUUUCUGCAAGACUCCAAAGUCAUUUUUGUGGAGAAAGCACCAGACGGUCACCACAUCUGGGAGACAGAGGCCAAGCUGGAUAGAGACCUAUGUAAGCCGAACUCGCUGGUGGUCGAGAUCCCGCCUUUUCGCAAUCAGAGAAUAACCAGCCCGGUCCAAGUCAGUUUCUAUGUCUGCAACGGGAAAAGAAAGAGGAGCCAGUACCAGCACUUCACCUACCUUCCUGCGAACGCUGCCCGGGCCGGUGACCAGCGGAUCAGAGGCUCAGACAGGAGGGAACACUGCAUUCCAGCUCCAACCAUAAAAACAGAGCCCACCGAUGAUUAUGAGCCCGCUCUGCCCUGUGGACCAGCGAGCCAGGGCCUGAGCCCGCUCCCCAAGUCGUGCUACAGCCAGCAGCUGGCCAUGCCGCCUGACCCGGGCUCCUGCCUGGUGCCCGGCUUCCCACCCUGUCCACAGAGGAGCACCGUGGUGUCGCCGCCGCCCAGCGCUGGCCCGAAGAUGCACGACCUCUCUUCCACCACCUACAGCAAGGGCAUGGCCAGCCCCGGCCACGGGCACCUUGGACUUCAGCGACCGGCUGGAGGGCUCCUCGCUGCGCAGGAGACACCGACACCUGCGGGCGUGCACGCUGGGCCCCCACAGCAGCCCCCCCCGGCCCUGCUGCGACCACAGUCCUGCAGCCCCACCCGCCCAUCUGAGAUGGGCCCGCAGCAGCACCGACUGCCGAAGGCUCCGAGGAGCGAGUCUGCAGCCCCCCGGCCUGUGCCGCCGCCCGAGGUGCGUGAGGACAGUAAUCAUAGUCUGGCCCCCAUUCCCGUAACGGUCAAGCGAGAGCCUCAGGAGCUGGACCAGCUGUACCUGGACGACGUAAAUGAAAUAAUACGGAACGAUCUCUCCAGCACCAACAUCCGAUCAUAGCUGGCCACAGGUUACUCCCCGAAGCCGCACGGUGUGGGCUUAGCCGCCGAUGGUCGAGCUCUGGCGAAAGGACUUUAAGUACACGGAACACACGCCUGGUACCGGUUGGAGCUCCAGCUCACUCAAGAUUCUCAUCACGGGCUCAAAGCAGCAGCUCUGUGACCGGGAGGACCGGCCACGCCUCCUCAUCACAGGAAGACCGGAGGGGGCGGGGUGCGUGCCUUGCAUGGGUUCCCCCACCCCACCCCGGGCACCCCUGGACUUCAGCACUGGAAGUGCCUUAUUACCCAGAGCCCAGCAUCAGGGUGCGCCAUAGGAUGGAGUGUCAAGUCUGCUACCAGGAGAGUAUUUGCAGGAGCAAAAGCUGUAAAGACGCUUCGUCGCAAAGCUUUGUCUCUCUUGUGAUAAAUUAGAAUACUGGCAAGCUGGGCAUCGUGAGGAGAACCUAACACGUGCUUCCUGCUGUUUCUUGGCUUCCCUUGGGCUGCAACAUGCAAUCUGCUUCUUUACCCAGUCAGUGCAUUUUAGGGAUCUUCCAUUCUGACCUCUCCCUCAUCACCCACUCCCUCCCCUGUGUUACUGAAACCGUAGUACUGUUCGCUGUAGCAUGCUAGGGUGUUGUUUCUAAUCUGGCUUUGAACGUAGCACAAGUAAGAUGAUAGCACAAGACAGGUCGCUGGACAAAAAAAGAAGUCUGUCUGCCGCAGGACAGAUGCUGCAUUUGCAUGUAUGUACACACGUAGGCUCGUAUUUAUGGACAAAUAAAACAGAGUUGGUGAUGUGUGGUCCCUGCCCGUCAAGGGCUGUGUAUUGGCAAUAACCAGGAUCCGCUCUGGAAAAUGCAUCUGAGACAAAACUUGGGCUUUGCAGCCGCGUCCACAGGCACCCAUGUCCCCUCAGGCGGGUCUGUGCGGUCCCGUGUGGUGCCGCUAGCCCAGUGUGUCAGAACAUCAGCAGAGGUGCAUUCUCAGGACCCAGGCGUCCCCACCGAGCAGACAGGAAAGCAACCGAAAGUACCAUCGCAAAAGGAGUAUAAUAUACUUGCUCAGCUCUAAGAUUAUUACUUCACAGAAGCCUUAUAACUCUGCUUUGUCUAAGAAAACAAUCACCAAAAACAUUUUCAUACGCCCAUAGUAUGUUCCAGAUUACCGACUGUUAAUACGUAGGUUAGUGUAAGCUUCGCUCCUUCUGCAUUUGUACAAUUAACAGCUUACAACACAUGAUGACUAGCAGUGACCGGUCGUCUCACAUAACCAAAAAGCAUGGUUUAAUUAAAACAUGUUUAACCCGAUGACUGUGCCUUAGGAGCUGAUGCCCUCUCACGGAACAUGCCUGGGUUGUACCCGCGGGCGGAGGUUGUAAGUCACAGUAACCAAAAUGAUGUUACGGUGGAGGAAGCUCUCCUGCAGAAUUAUUUUAAAGAUAUUCUUCUGUUCAAUUCUGUGUCUUUGUUGUUUGACCUCCAGAAGGAACACCAACCCAAAAGCCAUACUUGUAGCAUUUGCACGUGACUGUGGCUCCAUGUAGACAUGACCCAGAACCUAGCCCACCCUUAGCGUCCUAGGACUCGCAUGGAAUCUUCUAAUAGGCUGUCGUAUGGAAAGGAACCAUUUGGUAUACGUGUCCGCUGUCCUUGUAGUUAGGAAAUAGAUCCAAUAAAGCAAUAUAUAUAUA
Canis lupus familiaris (dog) is the source of this 4612-nucleotide messenger RNA. RefSeq names its product nuclear factor of activated T cells 1 (gene NFATC1). The transcript has 13 exons. Gene Ontology annotation, cellular component: transcription regulator complex. The record is from RefSeq and is a predicted model, not a curated record. Gene Ontology annotation, biological process: calcineurin-NFAT signaling cascade; regulation of transcription by RNA polymerase II; cytokine production. NCBI's taxonomy places the organism in Eukaryota, Metazoa, Chordata, Mammalia, Carnivora, Canidae. Bases 74 to 2938 code for a protein of 954 amino acids. Gene Ontology annotation, molecular function: DNA-binding transcription factor activity, RNA polymerase II-specific; transcription factor binding; RNA polymerase II cis-regulatory region sequence-specific DNA binding.